UGGUGGGGAGCGGAUCGCUUCUGCUGCUGCACUGGCGGGCGGGGCGGAGGCAAUAACAGGGAACUCUCCAACGAGAACCGGUGGACGAAAUUGUAUAACUUCGCACAAUUCCGGAGUUUGAUUUAAGCGCUCGUGAACGGACAAGACUUUAUUCAUUCUGUACGUCUGAAGAUCUAAUUUCCUCCCGUUGGCAGCACCCAGGCCUGAGGAUUUCAGUGCUCAUUGGAUCUAACGUUAGAGUUUCGACCAACACACAGAUCUUCCCGUUAAAUGACGGAUAAAUGCUCGGAAGUUCAUUAUAUAACGCUUAUUUCACCUGUUCGGGAUCCGAACCGUCGAACUGGCUUCGGUUAUUAAGAAUUCAGGUCUUAAGCCAGAGUUAAAGGGAUGGUUUAGCUCAGUUAGCUUGCCGGCUAAUAACUCACUCAUUCACAGUGGAUCAAUAUUAGCCAGUAGCAGUUAGCAUUUAGGGUUAAUUUAAAAGAGCAAAUCUGUGUUCCGAUCGAUAUGUUGAAUUGAUAUGUUGUCUAACCCGUGUAUUAUAACCGGCUGUAUUGCUUUCUCGGAUGCUUAAGCCUUAGAUCCUCUUUGGCACUGCGUGAAUGCAUGGAGUCACAUUAUAUAGACCGGCACAGAUAGUAAAGUCUCUUGAUCCCAGAGCACUGGCACUAAACUCUGUUUCAGUGUGUUCAUAUCAUCCCUUUAAACACCUUCAUACAGUUCUCAUUCAUUAGAUCCAUUGAUUCACAUCUGAUGACAGAAGCAGUCCAGGCUUGAGUAGUACCGGUGUCUGUCAUAGGGUUGCACACCUGAGCAGGUGUUUGAGAGUGUCAUCAUGGGGAAUACAGUAUCCUGCUGCGUGUCCCCCAGUGGGAGCCCAAAACUUCCACGACAGCUGGAAUGUCUGGACGACUAUCAGAUCAGUACGGACCUGAGCGAUGAUACUGGUCCAUAUCUACAGCACAUCAGUGAUCGAGAGGUGCCCGACGAUAUGGGUUUGGGGUCGAACCCCUCAGAUCACGCCCGCGCCAGCACGAUCUUCCUUAGCAAGUCACAGACAGACGUUCGGGACAGGAGGAAAAGCAAUCACAUAAAUCACGUUUCUCCUGGUUUGCUCUCGAAGAAGUACAGCUCCUGCUCAACGAUAUUCAUUGAUGAUAGCACCGUUAGUCAACCCAACCUUAAGAGCACAAUCAAAUGUGUUACAUUAGCAAUAUAUUAUCACAUUAAAAACAGGGACUCCGAUAGGUCAUUGGACAUCUUUGAUGAAAAAUUGCACCCCUUGUCUAGGGAGCAGGUACCUGACGAUUACUGCCGAACAGACCCAGAACACAAACUCAUCUAUCGGUUUGUCCGGACGCUGUUCAGCGCGGCGCAGCUCACGGCUGAGUGUGCAAUCGUUACUCUGGUGUAUUUGGAGAGGCUGUUGACAUACGCAGAGCUGGACAUUUGCCCGUCUAACUGGAAGAGGAUCGUGCUGGGGGCUAUCCUGCUGGCCUCGAAAGUCUGGGAUGAUCAGGCGGUGUGGAAUGUAGACUACUGUCAGAUCCUCAAAGACAUCACUGUUGAGGACAUGAACGAGAUGGAGAGACAUUUUCUGGAGCUGCUGCAGUUUAACAUUAACGUACCGGCUAGUGUCUACGCCAAGUAUUACUUCGAUCUGCGAUCCCUCGCAGACGACAACAACCUGAGCUUCCCUCUGGAGGCUCUGAGCAAUGAACGGGCACAGAAACUAGAGGCAAUCUCAAGACUAUGUGAAGAUAAAUACAAGGACCUGAGUAGGGCAGCCAUGAGGAGAUCGCUCAGCGCAGAUAACCUAAUCGGCAUCCGCAGAUCCAAUGCUGUUCUUUCAUAGAGCGUUUCUUCAGACCGCUUUCUGCUUUGAGACAGAGCUCGAUGGAUGAAACCUGUUGUCUCUCCCCGCCUUUGGCUGCAACAGUACGGCAGCCAACAGAUCCUACAAACACUUGACUCAACUGAUGCAGAACAACAUAGACAAGAACAGACUGAAUGUUUUUUGUUUGUUUUUUGCUUACUAUGUAGGCUACUAGCUGUGAACUUUGUCAGUUUUUAACGGAAAUCAUUUGCAGAUGGAGUAUUUUAAAUAAACACUAAUCACGUAAUGAGUCUGAAUUCA
Molecule: messenger RNA, 2137 nt
Organism: Triplophysa dalaica
Lineage: Eukaryota; Metazoa; Chordata; Actinopteri; Cypriniformes; Nemacheilidae
Gene: ccnyl1
Product: cyclin Y-like 1
Exons: 10
Coding region: 836-1855 (339 amino acids)
Biological process (GO): regulation of canonical Wnt signaling pathway; regulation of cyclin-dependent protein serine/threonine kinase activity
Cellular component (GO): plasma membrane
Molecular function (GO): protein kinase binding; cyclin-dependent protein serine/threonine kinase activator activity
Source: RefSeq, a predicted model, not a curated record